CCAGGUCUAGGAGACGCGUGGGGACAGCCGAGCCGCACGGGGCCCCUGGACAGUGUCGCCAAGGAGCUGGGGUCGCACUUGCUGCAGACCUUGGACGGCUUUGUUUUUGUGGUGGCGUCCGAUGGCAAAAUCAUGUACAUUUCGGAAACAGCCUCCGUCCAUCUGGGCCUGUCCCAGGUGGAGCUCACGGGCAACAGCAUCUAUGAGUACAUCCACCCGUCCGACCAUCCUUCAAUGACAGCUGCCGUGUCUGGCCAUCUGACCCGGCUCCUGCUUUCAGAGUACGAGAUAGAGCGGUCCUUCUUCCUUCGCAUGAAGUGCGUCCUGGCGAAGAGGAACGCGGGCCUGACGUGCAGCGGAUACAAGGUCAUCCACUGCAGUGGCUACUUGAAGAUCAGGCAGUACAUGCUGGACAUGUCCCUGUACGAGUCCUGCUACCAGGUCGUGGGGCUGGUGGCCGUGGGCCAGUCGCUGCCUCCCAGCGCCGUCACCGAGGUCAAGCUGCACAGCAACAUGUUCAUGUUCCGGGCCAGCCUCGACCUGAAGCUCAUCUUCCUGGACUCCAGAGUGACCGAGCUGACGGGGUACGAGCCGCAGGACCUGAUCGAGAAGACCCUGUACCACCACGUGCACGGCUGCGACGCCUUCCACCUCCGCUACGCGCACCAUCUCCUGCUGGUGAAGGGCCAGGUCACCACCAAGUACUACCGGCUGCUCUCCAAGCUGGGCGGCUGGGUGUGGGUGCAGAGCUACGCCACCGUCGUGCACAACAGCCGCUCGUCCCGGCCCCACUGCAUCGUGAGUGUCAAUUAUGUCCUCACGGACAUUGAGUACAAGGAGCUGCAGCUGUCCCUGGACCAGGUGUCCACGGCCAAGUCCCAGGACUCCUGGAGGACCGCCCUGUCUACCUCACAAGAAACUAGGAAGUUAGCCAAACCCAAAACCACGAAGAUGAAGACGAAGCUGAGAACAAACCCUUACCCCCCGCAGCAGUUCAGCCCGUUCCCGAUGGACAGACUGGAAUGCGGCCAGCUGGCAAACUGGAGGGCCAGCCCCCCCACGGACACCGCGGCCCCCCCAGAGCAGCAGCUGCACCCCGAAGGCAGCGACCUCCUGUACACCCCGCCCUACAGCCUGCCCUUCUCCUACCGCUACGGACACUGCCCCCUGGACCCCCACGUCUUCAGCAGCAAAAAGCCCGUGCUGCCGGCCAAAUUCGGGCCCCAAGGGUCCCCGUGCGAGGUGGCGCGCUUUUUCCUGAGCGCGCUGCCAGCAGGAGGCGAGUGCCAGUGGCACUAUGCCAACCCCCUGGUGCCUGGCAGCUCAUCUCCAGCUAAAAACCUCUCUGAGCCACCGGUGAACACUGCCCGGCACAGUCUGGUGCCGAACUACGAAGGUGGGUCCCGUGGGCACGAGGGGCGGGGGCGGGGCUGUGGACUGCGGUGGUGGCGGUGGGUGGCGGGUGGAGAAGGACCCUCACAGUUUGGGCACACUUCCCCUUUUUCUACUUCUAAGUAGGGAUCGCUGCGCUUUCCUGCUCUCAAUGCCAGCGCCUCCUGUGAGAGGCUAAAGCCGGGUGACUGGUCCGUGUGCUCAGAGGCACCGGUGACAGUAUAAAGGGCGCAGGAACCCGGAUCAGCCGCCCCUGACAUCCUGGCCUCUGCUUCCUCCGAGGGAGACGAAGUGAUUUUCAAAGGCAGCUUUCACGUCCUGAGAAGGGCUCAGCUGCACGCAUUUUACUUUGUAAAAAUACAUUUUUUUAUUGAUGUCAGAGGGGA
Myotis davidii is the source of this 1778-nucleotide messenger RNA. RefSeq names its product single-minded family bHLH transcription factor 2 (gene SIM2). The annotation marks the transcript as partial. The record is from RefSeq and is a predicted model, not a curated record. Gene Ontology annotation, molecular function: protein binding; DNA-binding transcription factor activity, RNA polymerase II-specific; RNA polymerase II transcription regulatory region sequence-specific DNA binding. Gene Ontology annotation, biological process: regulation of transcription by RNA polymerase II. The transcript has 10 exons. Lineage: Eukaryota; Metazoa; Chordata; Mammalia; Chiroptera; Vespertilionidae.